AGUGAUAACGCAAAUAAAAAAAAUGAUUAUUGUAGUGUGAAAAGUCGCCGUUUUUAUUCAUUUAAAAUUUUUAUCAAGUUGAUAUAAUACAUGAUUUUACUUUAAUAGUUUUUUUAAAGAUCUGGUAGGGGAAAACAACUAACGUUAAAUCAGUGAUAGUUUAUUUGUUAUAUAUAUUAUGUUUGUGAAGAUCCCUCCAAGCUCCAUUCUGACACGUUCUUGAGACGCCAUGUUUGUCACGUUUUUUGCUAGUUGUGAAUUUGUUUGCCCAAAAAUUUCACAUUUAGUAGUUUUUCGCAAGCUAUAAGCAAGUGUCUUAAAAUUUAUCCACAAUGAGUAGCGUCUUUUCGAAGAACAAGGGAAAGCGGUCCAGAUCAUCGUCUGGAGAAUCUAACAAUUCGUUCGUAAAGAACGUGACAUCACGGGUGUCUGGUUUGCUGCCAGCAACUAUAACAAAAUGGUUCAGCAGCCCUCGCUCGAGUGCCAAUGGUUCGGCGGGCGGUGCGGACGCGACGGACUCGUCGACGGAGGAUGAGGGCCCGGAGAGCUCGGUGCAGCCCCCGAGUAAGAGGAUGCGGCGAGAAGAACGCUCUUUCGGAAGCGCUGACGCAAGUUGCGUCACAAACAACGUUGAGACAAUGGAAUCGUCCACCCAAUACACAGUUCAAUCGCCGCCCGGUCGGACCACGUUCCGGCGGGAGACCAACUUCGUGUCCACACCCAUCAGGCCAGACGAGACCACGGUCGAUCGGACCGCGGACCAGACGGAUAAGGAAUCGACGCCUACCUUCACUCAAAACACGACGGCGGCCGCUAUAGGUCUCAGUGCUUCCAGAAAGAGGAAAUCCCUGUUCGGGGAUAAGACGCACGAGUUAGGCGACGCUACUAAAAAUGCUUAUGCGAAAACAUCCAGCAACACACUCCGGGACCCACGGCAGCCAACCUUCAAGCCCACGCUUCUCGGCUCCCCAUUCUACGCCGGCAAGACCACAUACGGUGGCGCCGCGUCCUCCUACAUAAACCAGCCGAAUAUAUCACAGAGACAGAACACCACAGUGAUAGAGGCGCCCAGCACUAGUGAUAACAACAUGAGUACGUCCGCGAGGCGGAUCCUGGAGCUGCUGGAGUCGUACUCAUCGCCCCUGAUGGACGCCAAGAGGAUACCUCACUACACGAGGCCGACGAGGCAAGAAGUGUUGAAGCGGCACUCCGAGACCUCCGAUUCAUUCAUUUCGUUGUCGUCUUACAGAAAAACUAAUUCUUACAAAACGCAAGAGUUGCACGUGCCAAGCAUAGCAUCGAUCCUGCGACUGAAGCAGCGCUCGCGUCUCGACGACACCACCAACGCCGCGCGGCAGCUCGUCGCGUCGCACAGUAGCUCCUCGCACAACUACUCUCCUUAUCCGAGCUCUACCAAGAACAGAGACCAAUUGGCGGUGGACGGUAACAGCAAGUUUACAACUAAAGUGAAGACGAAGCGGACCAGGAUUCAUGGAAAUGGAGCUAACGCAUUAGAAACCGAAACGAUCACUCCCGUGGAACUGCCAAAAACAGUUUUACAAAUUGAUCUUAACAAUUUACCAAAUUUCAGCAUCCCAGUAGCCUCUAAAUCAAGCUCAAUAGAAAAACCUACUCUAAUAACGCCAUUCGCCACUAGUACGUUCGCACCUAAAAAGACCAGUGUUGAAAAAAGUAAGUCUGGAACAACAACUAGCAACAGUAUUUACAAUUUCGCUAAUCCAGUGAGAAUAACUAGUGAAUCUCCUAAGCCGACGUCAACGCCUCCCAAAUUCACAUUCGGUAGCCCAGAGCGAAGUAUAGACAAGCCUCUCGUUAGUGAAAAGACUUCUGAGCCUUCAAUAAUUCUAGGUGCGUCAAAAGAAAGCGAAAAGAAAACUGAGGCGGUGGCGGCCGAUUGGAACUGCCCAGACUGCUGGGUGAAGAAUAAAUCGGACGCGGCCUCUUGCGUGUGCUGCGGACACAAGCACCGAGCUGCGGCCGCCGCGACCGCCGCGACCGCUGCGACCCCCGCGACCCCCGCGACCCCCGCCAGUGCCAAGUGCUCGCUCUGCAAGCUCGCCAACACCCAACCCAACUCCGACAAAUGCGUCAACUGUGCGGCAGUUCAGGUCAACAACAUCGCUAAACCUCUCAAGGCGGACACUACCGCCAAGUGGUCCUGCAAGGACUGCUGGGUCAGCAACGACGACGCUUCAGACAAGUGCGCCUGCUGCGGCGCAGCCAACCCCAAGAAACAGUCCACACAAACUGUUCCCGCUGUUGAGACUUCCGGAGGAAUGUGCUCUAAAUGCUUCUCUACAAAAAAUAGUGAUGGAACCUGCAGCAAAUGUGCAGAAAGCAAACCCGAUAACACAUUCAAGAUUGUGCUAAAAUCCCAGGCGAACAAGUGGGAGUGCGAACAUUGCUUAGUUAGGAACGACAGCGAUAAAACCAAAUGCGUCUGCUGCGAGGCCGAUCGGUCCGGAGCGCCCAAACAGCCAGAGAGGAAGCAAUUCAACUUCGGAACUGUCAACACUACAUUCAAAUUUGGCAUUGAUCCGAAAGUGCAAGAAGCUAACUUGGCUAAGAUGUCGGAGAUACCGGCAGAAACAAAAGAUAAAGAAGAAGAAUCAGAAACUAACAAUAAUGUGCUAGCAAAGGCGCCGCCAACGUUCUCCUUCGGCAUACCGGCCAAGAAAUCGGAGGAUCAGCCUGACGCUCCCAAUAAGGCGGCAGAGAAAGCAGCCGAGACAUCUAAAGCCACCUUCACCUUUGGCGUUCCUAAACAGAACUCAUUAGCGCCAACCAGCACGCCCGCGCAGAUAUUCGGGAUCCCAAAUAAACUGACUGAAGCUUCUAAAGAAUCCGAAAAGAAAGACAAACCUAAAGAAAAAGAGAAGCCGGUUUUGAAUGAUAAACCCGAGGAAGCGAAAAAGGCAGAUGAGCCUGCUAAGCCGCCAGUUAUGAUGUUUGGAUCGGCCCCGUUGGCAGACAAGUCUACAACGAAUCAGCUGCUAAGUACAGCGUUUACUCUAAAAAAGGACGCCCCAAGCGCAUCGCUCAGUUUGGCUACCACGAGCACGCCUGCGCCUAUCCUGACUUUUUCGGCCCCGACGACCGGAUCAGCCGGAAAAACCGGUCUCUUUGGCGCCGCCGCGACUUCCGCGCCCGCGCCCACCAUAUCCUUCGCGCCAACUACCACAGCCUCGGCCACCUCAGCAUUAUCCAUGUUCCAAAAGACUGACGAAAAACCUGUAAAUACAAUCUUCCAAAAGAGUGAACCGUCGACGACGGCCUCGACCUCCAUAUUCCCAAAGAGCGACGCGCCCGCGGCGUCCGCCGCCGUGCCGGCCGCGGCAGCCGCGCCCGCUCCUGCCGCAGCGCCCAUGUUCAGCUUUGGCAGCUCUCAAGCGCAAUCGGGCGAAAAGCCUAGCUUUAAUUUCACAUUUGGUAGUAGUAAUAAAUCUGACGUGUUCAAACCGCCAACAUUCGCGGCGAAGGACAGCAGCACCACCGUUAACAAAUUUUCACUUGGAGGUUCUUCGACGGAAAAUCCUUUAGCACCGAAUUCUGUGGCCGGAGGCAACGGGCUGUCGGCAACUAACAGUUUGACCAGCAACUCUUUAGGCGGCAACAGUCUAUCGGUUAAUCCGCUAGCGGUGGGUCUGUCGCCCGGAAACAGCCUGUCCGCGGCCGCUCCUAGCAUAUUUGGGUCGGCAAUUCAGAAGGACUCGUGGACUCCGCCGAAUAACAGCGCGGCGAAUCCGUUUAACGCGAACGCGACUACGAACAGCGCGCCUAAACCUUUCUCGUUCGGAUCGUCGACUCCGUUCAGCGGGACCCCAACGCCGGCAUUCGGCACGAACAACACUCAGACAUCGACGCCGGCGUUUGGAAGCAACUUGGCAACGUCGCCGCCCGCGUUCGGGUCGGCUACUCAGCAGGCGGCGGCACCAGCCUUCGGCGCAUCUCAGACCGCGGCGACGCCCGCUUUCGGCUCUAUCGUGCAAUCCACGCCUAAUAUCUUUGGAAUGCCUAGUCAGAACAGCCAGCCGUCCAUAUUUUCGACGCCAAACCAGAAUGCGACGGGGAUGUUCGGGUCGCCCGCGCAGCCGGCUCAGGCGCCGGCACUGGGCAUGUUCGGGCGGCCGAGCGUGGGCGCCACGCCGACGUUCGGCACGCCGAACCCCUCGAUACCCAACUUCGAGGCGCCGUCGGUGCCGGCUCCAGCGCCCUCCUUCAACUUCGGCACGACUCAAACUUCCUCCUUCAUGUUCGGACAACAGCCACAGCAGCAGGCCCAGCAGCCGCAGCAGGCGGGUGUGUACAACUUCGGCGCCGCCGGCGGGCAGACGGCGCAGGUCCAGUUCAGCAUGGGCAGCGCGCCCAGCGCCGGCAUGCGUCGCGUGCGCCGAGGCUUGCGCCGCACCUUGCAGCGAUGAACCCCCGGCACGUUGGACCCGGCUAAUAGAGUGACCGGUACUGUUUGGCAAAACCUCGAGUCCUCAUUAGGCUCGGCUCAGUUUUUUAGACACGUCAAAUUGAGUUUUUUUUAAUUUCUAGGGAGACAACAAUUUUCAUAUCGCGUUAGUUACAAGUUGCAUGCAUAAUUUUUUUUAGUUUUUAUCAUAAUUUAUAUUGAUUGAAUUGAACACCUGAAAAAAUAAAAUACUUUUAAAAGAAUAUUUAAAAUGUUGAAAAAAUUUUAACGAUUGCAAUUUUUUAUACUUUUUAAUUAUUUAUUCUUUUAAUUAAAUUAUUAUUUAAUGACGGUAAUAAACAUCCGAAUAUUAUUUUAUUUAAUUAUUUAAAUUUUAUAAAAAAUAUUUCGUUCAUAUACCGGGUGUUUCCUGUAACAGGAGCAUUAAAUUAAACUGGAGGGUGUACGCCUCAAACUGACCAACAUUAUAAAACUCCCGUGAGACUCAAACAUAUUGAUUAUUUUAAACCGAGUCAGUUACAAUUUGCAUGCAUAAUUUUUUUUUAGUUUUUUUUAUCAUAAUUUAUAUUGAUUGAAUUGAACACCGGAAAAAAUUAAAAUACUUUUAAAAGAAUAUUUAAAAUCUUGAAAAAUUUUAAACGGUUGAAACGCUGAUAAUUUUUGGCGCGAACUCGACAGAGCACGAUGAUUGCAAUUUUUUAUACUUUUUAAUUAUUUAUUAUUUUAAUUAAAUGAUUAUUUAAUGACGGUAAUAAACAUCCGAAUAUUAUUUUUUAAAUUUUAUAAAAAAUAUUUCGUUCAAAUACCGGGUGUUUCCUGUAACAGGAGCAUUAAAUUAAACUAGAGGGUGUACGCCUCAAACUGACCAACAUUAUAAAACUCCCGUGAGACUCAAACAUAUUAGAUUAUUUUAAACCAGGUCACUCACGUAUUAUUAAGUCGAAUGGCUUGACAUGUUUCGGUCCAAUAUACGAGGACCAUCUUCACGGAGACACGGCACGUCUUCACUGGUCGAGGGCGCGGCGUGUACUGCGGGCCAAAGCCCUACUCGCCCGGCCGCUCACGACAGACGGCGUCGGCGGUGCCGGCGACGUCACCGUUGCGAGGAUAGCUCUACCCUCCGUAUUGCGUUUGUCAAAUGUCGGAUCGCACACAACACUCACUGAGUCACUUGCUAAAUGCCGGUCCACACUGACCACCGACGCAGUACCCAAAACCGUUUUCCAACUAGGCGGCACCGACCAGCCACUGUCACGAUUGACCGCGCCCUCGACCAGUGAAGACGUGUCGUGUCUCCGUGAAGGCGGUCCUCGUAAAUUGGACCGAAACAUGUCGAGCUAUUCGACUUAAUAAUACGUGAGUGACCCGGUUUAAAAUAAUCUAAUAUGACCUACAUUAGUUCAGCAACUUUUUAAAAUAAUGAAAUUUUUAGAUUUUACCAUUUUCAUACUAAUUGAAAAAAUGAAAAUGAAAAAAUGAAAAAUAUAUUUAUUUUGCACACAAAAAUGGGAAUUUGCAGAUUUAGUAUACAUGAGGUCCAGGUUGCGCGCAUACAGCGGUACAUUUAAAACAGUAUGAACAGGGGUCCCCAAACUAGGCAUAGCCUGUAUCUUGGGCGACCAGUUAGUGAAUUAAAAACUAGAUUGAAAAAAAAGAAAGUAUGUCUAAAGAUGAAGAUAGGUGCUAGUGCUAAUAACCUUAGCUACUUGGGAUUUACGUUGGUCAGUCUGUCAGUCAAGUCUCUUACGGCUAAGUGUCUAUACCUAUAGGUUAAAUGUCAAAUAAAUAAAUAUGUAAAUUAAAUAUUAUUUUCAAUGUACGCUGCCAUCUGUGUGUUUUACGUUGCUUGUCACCCUUUAAACAUAACAAACAUGGAGACUAUAUAAAGGAGCCAAAUCUCUAUGUAUGAAAAGUGUCCAUCAAAAAACAGUAAUCAGGCGGCGCCACCUUACACCGAAAUACUACCAAAAACAAACGUAAUAUGGUCGGGUUAUUUGUUGCCUUAUAUGGCUCAUGUUAUACUCAUGUCCCAGAGCCUAACUAGCGCCACCGGAGAGAUUAGGAACUAUUAUUUACAGCUGAAAGCUGGUCACUUUUGCAAUAGUUCUGCCAUAAGAGAUUGUCGUCCUUUCUAUACCGUCCAUAAUAACAAAUUUUGCAAUACUUUAAAAGUGUAAUGAAAAUCAAAACACAAGUUAUUUUUAAAACUAGCUGAACAAAUGUUGGUCAAUUUGAGGAGUACAGCCUCCAAUUUAAUUUAAUGCCCCUGUUACAGGAAACACCCGGUAUAAAAACUUCAUGCACGAGGCUAAUUAUAAGAAAAUCUUGUUUUUUUGAAAACUAUUCCCGUUUGGAUUUGUACUAAGUUCCCGAUUUGACCAAACUGAAUGAGCCAGUGGCGAACGGGCACUGACGUCAUUCACUUUGCCGCUAUCUAGUUUAAUUUAAUGUUAGGUAUUUUAUUAAGACGAAGGUUUUCUUUAGUAACAAUUCGACCUUUGAGCGGUUUGCCCGUAUUGUUCUAGAUAUGCCGCUAUUGAUCUUCGUUUGCGUUAGCCACUUUGUUCAUUAUUUUUAAUGAAAUAUUAUCAUCGAGCAUAUAAACUUGUGUAUUAAUUGCCCUGUACGUGUCCAGUGAUACCUGUAUUACUGUAACAAAAUGCUUAAGCGAUUACUUUCAACGUGUGAAGUUUGUCAAAUCAUCUUAAGAUAAAUUAGAUUAUUAAAAGGCCUAGUUUAUAUUACCCAGUCUAUCAUGAUUCUCUAAAAGUUUUCACGGACACGGACAACAGAAGUCAACGUUUCUUAAAUCAAUCUGUAGAAUUAAACCCUCAUUUUGAAACUUUAAAAUUUAUCUUAGUGCUACAGACAAUUUUUUAUAAAUUUUUAUAUUUUGUCGUAAAGUUAGAUAAUUAUACAUGCAUAUUGCAUGUUCCUAAAUUAUUAACUUAUAAUAACGAGUGGCGAUAAAUUAAAACACGACCGAAGGGAGUGUUUUAAACAGACACGAGUUGCGAAUUACCUAUGCGCACGUGUAUCGUACAACGUUAUAUACUACAUAUGGCCCAUUAAAUUUCGACAUUUGACAUAGGUGUGUAGAAUCAUGCACUUGCACUUAUCUGAUAAACGCCGCGUUGUUGCCGCCCGAUAGCAGUUAGUUAUUUGACCAAAUUUAGAUUUUUCCUAAAUACUACACGUUUGUCACUGACAAGAGUGACAAGGCGUUGGCGUCAAAUAUAUUGUACAGGGUAGCCGAAAAAUACAUUGACAAAGAAUUUAUAAGAAUAUUUUUCUUACUUUACGUGUAAGUAAGAAAGUUAUUCUUAUACAUUAUUUACAAAAUGUCAAUAAAAAUUAAAACUACAUACAAAAUCAUUUAAAGCAAAACGUAUUGUCUUCAAAAUAUUCUUCUUUAGCUUUUAGAACAACAAUGACCCGCUUUCAGGGCAUGAGAAACGAAAUAUAUGUUGUCAGUGUAUUUUUGGGCGAUCUUGUAUAAAGAAGAGACGCUUUCCAGAUAGAUUUUCGUACUUUGACCCGCCUGUUGCUAUCUCUAUUGCACGCGCAUAAUUUAUUGCUGUCAAAUUCGCACAGUGACAUUGACAACCGGCAUCAUGGGCGGGACACAUAGACAUAGUAUAGUAGUUAUAGACAUGAAACCGAGCGACCAGGGGUAAGAGAGACAUAUUCAUGUAUUGACAGGUUAAUGUAUGGCAGCAUAAUCCUUUUUCUCUUUCACUCUUCUAAAUUUCGGUAUUUCGCCAUCGCCUCCUACCUAUGCUGCCAUAACCCGACCAUGAAAAAAAAACCCGGGCGGUGAUAAGGACAAAGCAUGGCACUAUUUUCUCUUUCCUCUUAUAGGAAUCGCAAUAAGACUAUAUUUGUCUAUCAAAGAGUGUCAGGCCUUUGGCGAGACAGCAUAAAGCAAGACAGUAUCGUGUAUAAAGUUUGCAAUAGGGAUGUUGUCAAUUUUUUAGAACUGUAUUCAUUUUAUAGAUAGAUACGUAAUUAUUGCAAAAAAAAAUGUUUAUGAAUUUUUAUUUAUAAUUUUUUAAUAAAAAAUCGACUAAUUAGUUCAGUGUUUAGUGUUUGUGUUUUAAAUUAGUUUAGUGUGAUCUUGAUGACGUAACAAUGUGAUAAACAAACCGCUGUCAGUGCCACCUCUGGCGCUGACCUGGGCCGUGUUGCAUAAUGAACUAGAACUAAUAUUACAAGCGGAACUCAUUUUCUGAUAAGUGUAAUUAGAAAAGGAGUUCCGCUUGUAAUAUUAGUUGUAGUUUAUUAUGCAACACGGCCUUGGUGGUCCUCACUGGUGGUUUGACAACUUGUCUGUGCGUGUUUAUCACAACGUGACGUCACGCACUCCGAUUUGCUUUUGAAGUCACGUGAUGCUGGGCAUUAUUUUAAAUACUUUUAAAUUAUUUUUAAUUAAUUUAUUACGCAUAAUAAUAUUUACACUUAACAAAAUAUGAUUUUCACCUCAGCAGCUCGAACAAGCCUACUUUCGUCACUCCCUGGAGUGAGGAAAGUGCGACUUUCCUCACUCCAGGGAGUGAAACAAUGUAGCUUUUUAAUUUAGUGAAGGCCAUGAACUUCAUACUUUUAUUACAUUUUUUUAUGGUAUGGUACGGUACGGUACGGUACGUUACGGUACGGUCCGGUCCGGUCUGGUCCGGUUCGGUCCCGUCCCGUCCCGUAUCGUAUCGUAUCGUACAUAUUAUAAUACUUUUUUUUCUGUUUAUUCUGUGUAAUUCGAAAUACAUUUUAACCUUUAAUAUGUUCUCACUACUGAGGUGAAAAUUUAUGUGUGCAACACGAGAGCAAAGUUAUUUUACAUCUCGUGUUUUUGACUCCCUCGCUACGCUCAAGAUUCUACCUUAGAAUCACUCGCUUCGCUCGUGAUUCAAUUAUAGAAUGUUUCGCUUUCUCGGGACUCAAAAUAAACACUCGCAAGAAAAACGAACUUUCCUCUCUUGUUGCACAAAUAACUAUUUCAGCAUUCUAAUAUUCCCUGCUAUGGUAAAAACAAUAUUAAUUUUUAUAUAUUCGCGAUUCAUGUCAACAAUUCAACAUCCCUAUUGCUGACCUGCGUACAAAUAUCAGCCACUGGUUUUAUUUUCUACACUAGUGAGUUGUCUGAUUCUAUUUUUUGCGUGAUUAUGCUGUUGUUAAUUAUUGAUUGUUAUUUGUUUUUCGCUCUAAACCUUAAAAAAUAAACCAACACGUAACACACAAAAUCUUCUUCUGCCGUGCCUUAUCCCUUUAUUUGGGGUCGGCCCUCCUCGUUUUACGGCGCCAAGACAGUCGGUCUUGGGUUGUCUGCUCGUCUAGUUGAGCUCGUUCUAGAUCGUUAGCAACGGUUGUCCACCACGUGGCGCACGGUCGUCCUCUACCUCUUCUUUUAUCCGGGAUAGCUAGGGCCUUCUUUACAGCGUUGUUCUCGUCCCGUCGCAUUACAUGGCCGUACCAUCGCAUACGACUUUCCAUCAUCUUAUCCACGAUGGGAGCAACUUUAAAAGAGCCUCGGAUAUAUUCAUUCCGCACUCUGUCCAAUCUUGUUACUCCGGCUGCCCACCGUAGCAUUUUCAUUUCAGUCGUGUGCAUCUUUUGUUCGUGCUGCUGUUUGACGGCCCAGCACUCGGUACCGUACAUCAUGGCUGGUCUUACUGCCGUUUUGUAGACUUUGGCAUCACAUAACACACCCGUAAGGGUUCUCCAUUUUAGCCAGGCUGCAUUUGUCCUAUGCUACGCUACGUCCGCAUCGAUGUUGGCAUCAGCGCUUAGCAUCGAUCCCAGAUAUUUAAAUUGAUGUACCUUCCGUAAUGGCUGUCCGUCAAUUGAUAUGGCUAUUUUUGUUUCUGCUAAUGCGGAGGCCAUUAUUCUCUAGCGCUUGUGCCCAGUCCUGCAAGGUGUUCUGCAGGUUCUUUCCGCACUUAUCGGCUAUAGCUAUAUCGUCAGCGUAUAGUAAGCACCAUGGGACAGCUGAUUGGAUGUGCUUGGUGAGGUAGUCCAUAGACAGGUUGAAUAGGAGUGGGCUUAGAGCCGAGCCUUGAUGCACUCCAACUUUGACUUCUAAUGGCUUACUAACUCCAGCCACACUUCUCACUUGUGUACUGAUGCGGUCAUACAUAUCUUGCACCAGACAGAUGUAGUGUUCUGGUAUUUCUUGUGCCCACAUAGCUUGCCAUACUAAUCUACGCGGAGCUAAUUGCUUUCUUGGGGUUAGAUAUGAGGAUAUCAAGUAUCAUUUGUAGUACAUUGUACAAAAAAAAAACAGCCAUAUCAUAUCUGGAGGAGCCCAAACUUGACAUGUUUUGAAAAUUAUUUUUGUUUUAAUUUAAGAAAUAUGGCUGAAUAUUUUUUUAUUUUUGUGUGUAAUAUAUAUAGUAUAAUGUGGUAUAGAUAGGUUUAAAAAAAAAAAAAUUUUAAUACACAAAGACAUAUGUUUCACCACUCCCCUCCUUAUGGAUUGUUUUUUAGGAACUGCGGGUCAUAAAUUUAGUUUUGACCUCUAGUAUGUAUAGUAUAAUGUGGUAUAGAUAGGUUUUAAACAAAAAAAUUUUUUUUUAAUACACAGACAUAUGUUUCAGCACUCCCCUCCUUAUGGAUUGUUUUUUAGGAACUGCGGGUCAUAAAUUUAGUUUUGACCUCUAGUAUGCGUGUGCGAAACUGCUAACCUGUACAUCGAUUUGCGGUUUUUCUUUGAAAUUGGGCUUGUACGGCUGCCACUAUACGGCCUUCAUAAAUUAACAUCUUACGAGUUUUCCAGUGCAGUGCAAUUUAUCUUAAUAAAAUACUACCCGUACUUUUAAUUCCGUUUAUAUGAAACUUAAAUAACUCAUUGUGCUAAUGGACCUACACUUAUUUAGCAAAAUAAGAAAGGAAUAUUUUUCUAGAAACUCACGAUGUGAUUCCGCUAAUUAUCAUAUUUCAAUGUGUGAUUAGUUUUGUGUUAAGACUGCAUUAUCUUCAAACGAUUCGUCUUCAGUUGUGAUAUGAAAUGAAACGUAUAUGCUGGCACUUGACAUGGCUCUAUUUGGCAAAUGGCUCCAUGUGAAGUGCUAGUAAUACAUAUUAGCCCAACUUUAUUGACGCCCAGCGAUUAUGAAGCUUAGUGUAAUAUUUGUAGUGAUUAAGUAUUUUUAUUAAAUGCGUUAAUUUAUUAUUUUACGUCAAUAACUGAAAUUUAGAUAUAGGAUAAAAUGCCAGUGCCACUUUUAAAUGUGAUUAUUCCUAUUAGAAAAAUGUAAUUCUUCAACACAAGACGAAUCGUCUGAACUGUCUGAAGUUGCCGGUUCGUAGAACAUUUGUCUCACUCAUUUAUUAUACUCCUUGAAAUUAAAUUCCGUUCCGAUAUUGUGCAAUUUACAGUUGCUCAUAUAUAUAAAUAGCCUUAAAGUGCAAACGCGAAGUAGAAAUAUGUAACACUACUAUUGCGCCUAAAUUGUUCUACUUAUUAUGUACUACAGAGGGGGUAGCUUUAUAGUAUGACAUGACUUUUUUUGUUGAAAAUUAAAUUAGUUUCAUGAAGGUAUAAUGUUACCCGCGAUGUCAUGCGGAAUAUGAGCUUGCGUAAAUUACCUAUUGUAAAACUAAAUAGUUCUAAGUUUCUCUGUAAAUUUUGUUAGUGGAAAUGUUCGUGUAUAAAAUUAUAAUUAGCCUCAUGCAUGAAGUUUAUAUUUGAACGAAAUAUGUUUUAUUCGGAUGUUUGUUACCGUUAUAUCAUGUUACAAUACAUUUCCGUUUUUAAAUUACCAUUUAAUUACUUAAAAUUAUAAAUAAAAAGUACAAAAAUUUGGCCGCGAAAAGCUAGUGAGCGAAACGCUCCAAACGCCACGUGACGUCACGCGUUCGACAGAUUAGUGUCAUUAGUAGCAAACGUCAGUUGGGCCGCCCAACGUGUGACGUCAUCACGCUCUGUCGAAUUCGCGCCAAAAAUUAUGAGCGUUUCAACCGCUCAAAAAUUUCAACAUUUUAAAUAAUUUUUAAUAAAAUAAUGUUAAGGUUUAUAAAAGUAUUUUUAUCAUUCCAACGAUAUAAAUUAUGAAUCCAAAAAUAAAAAUAAAUUCAUGCAUGGAGUUAAUUUUACUCAAAUGACUUUUAUAAAACUGCCGAACUAAAUGGCAUCAAAUUUGAAGAUGUCACGUAUGACGGUGAUUGUAUUAGUAUUUUAAUUUUAUACCUUGAUUUAACAGCAAACUAUUGUUUUAUAUUUUCAUGAUAGCGUCUCUUAUUGUUACUUUAAAUUGACAAAGGGGCGCCCGCUUAGGUUGUAUUUUAUUCAGACAAGAGACGUGCUUCUUCAUCGAAAGCUGGGACUCCGCCCUAAACAAUCAUUGUAUUAAAAAACGGUUUACUAACUACCCAGUUUCGAUGAAAACAGUAAAGCUCAAACUCUUUUUAGCUAUCAUUCCGAAUUCACGAUUAUAUGUAUGGAAGCUGGUCUUUCAGAAUAAUGUUGAAGAAUCAAAAGUGAGGUAGCAGGCGAUGUAACUAAGUACUUAUAUUUGAAAAUUGUUAUUUGUAAAUGUAAAUGUCUCGAAGAUAAUAUAAGGAUAGAGUGGCAUAUGGGAUCUGUUAGGUAGCCAAAUGGCCGAUUAGUAUCCGCCUGUGGGAAGCCAGAAGGUGGCCUUCGCACGGCUCGUAUGAGAGUGGAUGGCCGGCGACCGGGACGGACGGGCGCAGAAGCGUGUAAGAGUAAGGAAAAACAAAUAUCUCCGUUAUUGUAGUUUUGCUCUAAGGACACCCCUUGUCCAACUAAGGAAGGCUACCAUUGUAAUAGGCAUCCUAUUUUGUAUCUUUAAGUUUUAGAAGUAUAUUCAGCAUGGAACAACGUCAGGCAAAACAUUGUAACAGGCUCGUGUAAGAUUAGUUGGGAUCGAUAUUUUGUAUAUUAAAAAAGUAAUUAGUAAGAAAAAUUAAACUUUAUAAUGAGAUGUUUGUUUAUAUUUGUGCUCCAUUGACUGUUACGAUAUUUUGCUUGUUUAGUAAUUAUUUCUGUAUAUAGUUAGUUGAGUUGAAUCAUUUCGCGAUUUGUAGUCGCAUUUGGACCUAGUAAUUAUCGUUUUUUUAAAUAAGUAACAAAUUAAAUCAAAAGGCCUCCAAAUGCGCACUACUUUGAGUCACUAAGUAAUGUAAUGUAAAAACAUGUUAUUGUAUUUAACUGAACUAUCAGUGAAUAUUACAAUAAAGAAUAAUGGGAACUUGGGGAGCAAAACUAAACUUGUAUACUUCCGCGGGUUGAUAUUAAUGUUGACAAAUUAAAUGAUAAUUACGAUCGUUGAUUUAUAAAUGCUUUAGAUUUGUUCCUCAAUUAAACUGCCAUCAAAAU
Molecule: messenger RNA, 13772 nt
Organism: Cydia strobilella
Lineage: Eukaryota; Metazoa; Arthropoda; Insecta; Lepidoptera; Tortricidae
Product: nuclear pore complex protein Nup153-like
Exons: 7
Coding region: 333-4442 (1369 amino acids)
Biological process (GO): protein import into nucleus; RNA export from nucleus
Cellular component (GO): nuclear pore
Molecular function (GO): structural constituent of nuclear pore
Source: RefSeq, a predicted model, not a curated record